Messenger RNA from Spodoptera frugiperda (fall armyworm), 1113 nucleotides. It is a transcript of the gene mRpL19, whose product is annotated as 39S ribosomal protein L19, mitochondrial. The transcript has 6 exons. Bases 126 to 1049 code for a protein of 307 amino acids. Gene Ontology annotation, molecular function: structural constituent of ribosome. The record is from RefSeq and is a predicted model, not a curated record. Lineage: Eukaryota; Metazoa; Arthropoda; Insecta; Lepidoptera; Noctuidae. Gene Ontology annotation, biological process: translation. Gene Ontology annotation, cellular component: mitochondrial large ribosomal subunit; ribosome.
UAACUGUCAAAGUCAAAUCUUACAGGAAUAGGACUGCGGGAGGAAUGUUUUAUUUGUGUUACUAAAAAUUAUUAAUAAAACACCUUGAUAUAACAAAAUAGUUGAUAUCAAGACUUACUUUUGCAAUGGCAUUAGCUAUUAGAAGGUCAUCGAGUGAGGUUUUUGGAGCAGCGAAAUGGUUCAUAAGAAGAGAUUGUCGUGUCUUAUCAACUGUUCCUGAAAGGGCUGAAGAGAAACCUGUUACCCCGAAGCGUGAAAGACAGGCGGUAUCCCGAGUUCGGGCUAGUGCAAGGAAUCCAAACUUGGGUUUACGGCACGCAUACCCUGAAUUUCUACCUGAUCCCAACCCAAAAUGGAGGAACAGUCUGCGCGAGAAGUUGGAGAGAAGCGAUAUGUUAAAAAGGCGCAGUCAAAUUGAUAUACCUGAGUUUUAUGUUGGUUCAAUCCUAGCUGUGACCAUAGCUGAUCCCCAUGCUCAGGGCAAGACUAACAGAUUUGUUGGUAUUUGCAUUGAGCGCAAAGGAUGUGGAUUGAGGGCCGAGUUUACACUGAGAAAUGUUGUCGAUCAUCAGGGUGUUGAGGUGAGGUAUGACCUCUACGACCCUACAGUGCAAAGCAUUCAAGUUCUUCGCCUCGAGAAGCGGCUGGAUGACAAACUGUUAUACUUGAGAGAUGCUCUGCCUGAAUACAGCACAUUUUCCUUUGACAUGGACCCUGAAAUCUUACCUGAAGGAACACCAGUACCUGUCAACCCUGUGCAGGUAAAACUGAAACCUAGACCUUGGCUAGAGAGAUGGGAGAGACAAGAAUUGAAAGGUGUUGCCAACAUUGAGGAGCAUUUGAAGGAGAAGGAUAGAGUCAGGAGGGAGUUGAGGGCAACACCAUGGGAGAAAUAUGAUUUGAUGAAGCAAUACAGGAAAACAAUACCGAUUGAAGACCAGAAUGAUAUAUGGGCGGAAGUGAACCAUCAACUGAGGCAGCUGCAGCUCACGCGCAAGACUUCUGCAAGGAAACGCACAUUCACUACGCCCAAGCCACAGCUCGGAUAGAAUCUUAGUUUUUAUCGAUUAUGUUCAAAAGUAGUUUAAUAAAGUACAUAAUAUUGUUAAAUAA